Messenger RNA from Danio rerio (zebrafish), 804 nucleotides. RefSeq names its product FKBP prolyl isomerase 11 (gene fkbp11). Gene Ontology annotation, molecular function: peptidyl-prolyl cis-trans isomerase activity; isomerase activity. Lineage: Eukaryota; Metazoa; Chordata; Actinopteri; Cypriniformes; Danionidae. The record is from RefSeq and is marked provisional. Gene Ontology annotation, cellular component: membrane.
CUUGAGUUUAAUAACACAUCAGCUUUAACUGGCAUCUCGCCUCGGCUGAUUCUCCUGUCUGAGUAUUUAUUGCGUCCCUCAGCACAGCGGGCUGCAGAAGCGAGACUCCGGUGACGGAAGUGAGUUUAGCUUUUAUCCUGUCUGUGGUUUCUCUUACAGCUGCUUUUUCUCUUAACGUGAGACACGAUGGCAACUCGGACGGGGAUCGUCUUGAUUUUCCUCGCGGUUUUUGCAUUUGUUGCCGCUGAGGACGGGGAGAGCAAAGAAAGCGUGAUCGAACAGUUGGUUGUGGAGACGUUGGUGAUGCCGGAGUCGUGCACGAUUACAUCCGAGAUGGGAGACACGCUGCAAAUCCACUACACGGGUCGAUUAAUGGACGGGAAGGUGAUAGACACGUCUCUGUCUCGCGAGCCUUUGGUUGUAGAAUUGGGCAAGAGGUCUGUCAUCACAGGCCUGGAGCAAGCCCUGGUUGGAGUGUGUGAAGGACAAAAAAUCAAGGCCAUGAUUCCGGCUCAUCUAGCGUAUGGGAAAAGAGGAUACCCUCCAACCAUUCCAGGUGACAGUACGCUGGAGUUCGAGGUGGAGGUGAUCUCUCUGUCCCAGCAGACGCCAUGGCAGAAGCUCAUCAAUGACAUCUUGCCUCUUCUGUGCCUGGCGCUGGUUCCCACUUUACUGGGUUUAGUGGGACUCUACCUCUACAACAAAGCACACGCACAACCUCAAGGCAAGAAGAAGAGCAAAGACAAGAAGAGCAAGAAGAAAUGAGAUCAAAGCCAAACAGAAUAAACUAUUUAAAUAAAAAUA